AUGGCGUUUUUUGGCCUUUGCUCCGAUUGGAACUGUAUGAACUUGCCCCCGGACAAAGUCCAGCUGUUGAGCCAGUAUGACAACGAGAAGAAGUGGGAGCUCAUCUGUGACCAGGAGCGGUUUCAAGUCAAGAACCCCCCCACAGCCUAUAUCCAGAAGCUGAAGAGCUACCUGGAAACUGGUGGGGUCAGCCGAAAGGUAGCAGCGGACUGGAUGUCCAACCUGGGGUUUAAGAGGCGAGUUCAGGAGUCCACUCAGGUGCUGCGGGAGCUGGAGAUCUCCCUGAGGACAAACCACAUUGGGUGGGUGCAGGAGUUCCUCAACGAGGAGAACCGUGGCCUGGAUGUGCUCCUCGAGUAUCUGGCUUUUGCCCAGUGCUCUGUCACGUAUGACAUGGAGAGCACAGACAAUGGGACCCCAAACUCAGAGAAGAGCAAGCCCCUGGAGCAGUCAGUGGAAGAUCUCAGCAAGGGCCCACCCUCGUCCUUGGCGUCACAGCCCAAGAGUCGCCACCUGACCAUCAAGCUGACCCCGGCCCACAGCAGGAAGACCCUGCGGAAUUCCCGCAUCGUCAGCCAGAAGGAUGACGUCCACGUCUGCAUCAUGUGCCUGCGCGCCAUCAUGAACUACCAGUCUGGCUUCAGCCUCGUCAUGAGCCACCCAGCCUGUGUCAAUGAGAUUGCUCUGAGCCUCAACAACAAGAACCCCAGAACCAAGGCUCUGGUGCUGGAGCUGCUGGCUGCUGUGUGCCUGGUGCGGGGGGGACAUGACAUCAUCCUUGAAGCCUUUGACAACUUCAAGGAGGUGUGUGGGGAGCAGCACCGCUUUGAAAAGCUGAUGGAAUAUUUCAGGAACGAAGACAGCAACAUCGACUUCAUGGUGGCCUGCAUGCAAUUCAUCAACAUCGUGGUACACUCAGUGGAGAACAUGAACUUCCGUGUCUUCCUGCAAUAUGAGUUUACCCAUCUGGGCCUGGACCUGUACUUGGAGAGGCUUCGGCUCACAGAGAGCGACAAGCUGCAGGUGCAGAUCCAGGCAUAUUUGGACAAUGUUUUUGAUGUGGGCGUGCUGCUGGAGGACACUGAGACCAAGAAUGCUGUGCUGGAGCACAUGGAGGAGCUGCAGGAGCAGGUGACCCUGCUGACAGAGAAGCUUCGGGACGCGGAGAACGAAUCCAUGGCCAAGAUCGCUGAGCUGGAAAAGCAGCUAAGCCAGGCCCGAAAGGAGCUGGAGACCCUGAGGGAGCGGUUCAGGGAUUCGACUGCCAUGGGCGUCUCCAGGCGUCCACCUGAGCCUGAGAAAGUGCCUGCCCCUGCUUUGGCAAGGCCCUCGGCCCUAGAGCUGAAGGUGGAGGAGCUGGAGGAGAAGGGCUUAAUCCGUAUCCUGCGGGGACCCGGGGAUGCCGUCUCCAUCGAGAUCCUCCCAGUUGCUGUGGCAACUCCAAGCGGCACUGAUGCCCCGACUCUGGGACCACCGCCACCGCCGCCGCCACUGCCAGGAACCCAACCACCCCCACCGCCGCCGCCACCACCACCUCCUGGCACAGAUGGACUGGUGCCUCCGCCACCCCCACCGCCUCCGGGAGGUCCCUCUGAUGCUCUUGGAGGGCCUGGCCCAGAGAUGGGCCCAGGAGUGAAGGCCAAGAAACCCAUCCAGACCAAGUUCAGAAUGCCACUCUUAAACUGGGUAGCCAUGAAACCCAGCCAGAUCACGGGCACUGUCUUCACUGAGCUCAAUGAUGAGAAGGUGCUGCAGGAACUGGACAUGAGUGACUUUGAGGAGCAGUUUAAGACUAAGUCCCAAGGUCCCAGCCUGGACCUCAAUGCUCUCAAGGGUAAGGCAGCCCAGAAGGCCCCCAGCAAAGCCACACUCAUUGAGGCCAACCGGGCCAAGAACCUGGCCAUCACCCUACGCAAGGGCAACUUGGGGGCUGACCGCAUCUGCCACGCCAUCGAGACGUAUGACCUCCAGGCCCUUAGCCUGGACUUCUUAGAGCUGCUGACCCGCUUCCUGCCCACGGAGUAUGAGCGCACCCUCAUCGCCCGCUUUGAGCAGGAGAAGCGGCCGCUGGAGGAGCUGUCAGAGGAGGACCAGUUCAUGCUGCGCUUCAGCCGCAUCCCGCGCCUGCCAGAGCGCAUGGCCACACUAACCUUCCUGGGCAACUUCCCGGAUACCGUCCAGCUGCUCAUGCCGCAACUGAAUGCCAUCAUCGCAGCCUCAAUGUCCAUUAAGUCCUCUGACAAACUCCGCCAGAUCCUGGAGAUUGUCCUGGCCUUCGGCAACUACAUGAACAGCAGCAAGCGUGGAGCAGCCUAUGGCUUCCGGCUCCAGAGUCUGGAUGCGCUGCUGGAGAUGAAGUCUACUGACCGAAAGCAGACACUGCUGCACUACCUGGUGAAGGUCAUUGCUGAGAAGUAUCCACAGCUCACAGGCUUCCACAGUGACCUGCACUUCCUGGACAAGGCAGGCUCAGUGUCCCUGGAUAGCAUCCUAGGGGAUGUGCGAUCCUUGCAGCGAGGCCUGGAGUUGACCCAGCGGGAAUUUGUGCGGCAGGAUGAUUGCGUGGUGCUCAAGGAGUUCCUGAGGACCAACUCACCUACCAUGGAUAAGCUACUGGCAGACAGCAAGACAGCUCAGGAGGCCUACGAGUCUGUGGUGGAGUACUUCGGAGAAAACCCCAAGACCACGUCUCCCUCCAUGUUCUUUUCUCUCUUUAGCCGCUUCAUCAAGGCCUACAAGAAAGCUGAGCAGGAGGUGGAGCAAUGGAAGAAAGAAGCAGCUGCUCAGGAGGCAGGCGCUGAAACUCCAGGCAGAGGGGAACCCCCAGCAUCCAAGUCCCCACCCAAGGUUCGGAGGCAACAGAUGGACCUCAUCUCUGAGCUGAAACGGAAGCAGCAGAAGGAACCGCUCAUCUAUGAGAGUGACCGUGAUGGGGCCAUUGAAGAUAUCAUCACAGAUCUUCGGAACCAGCCCUAUAUCCGCACAGACACAGGCCGCCGCAGCGCUCGCCGGCGACCUCCUGGACCCCCCAUGCAGGUCACUUCGGACCUCUCGCUGUAGCCUCUAUUUCCGCAGAUGGACUCUGGGGGGUAGGGGAGGGGGCAAGCCGGGGCUCGAAGAAGGUGGUCCUCAGCUCGGCUGGGCCGGGCAGUCCCUUUGCUGCUGUCCCCAGCGGUGGGCUCACCUCAAAUGGACCGGAGCACUCUCAUUUUGCUCCAGGGGACAGUAUCCCCGGCCCCUCCCCCCAAAUGCUGCUUGCAGCACCCUUCUCCCCCCAAUAGCCAUACUGUACUUAGCCUCAGCGGGAGCCUGGCCUGUAACUUAUAAAGUGCAACCUCUUCCUACCCCAACCUGCGGGGAUUCUCUAUGGACCUUAUUUUUAUACAAGAUUAAUAAAGAUGUUUGCAAAA
Messenger RNA from Miniopterus natalensis, 3410 nucleotides. The record is from RefSeq and is a predicted model, not a curated record. Lineage: Eukaryota; Metazoa; Chordata; Mammalia; Chiroptera; Miniopteridae.